UUAUGGUGGGCAUUGAAAGAGAAAGGUUUGCCUGGGAAGUAUGUGGAGUUAGUCCGUGCUAUGUACAGGGGAUCCUGUACCUACGUCCGAUCGUCUGCCGGCAACACCGACCAGUUCAGUGUGGUUGUAGGGUUGCACCAAGGGUCGGCUCUAAGUCCUUACCUCUUCCUGCUGAUUAUGGACGCUCUAACGGCGAACAAACAGGAGAAGGCACCCUGGUGCAUGCUUUUUGCCGACGACAUUGCAUUGGUUGGUGAAGAUGGACCUGAGAUCCAGAACAGAUUGGAAGAUUGGCAACAGAAACUGGAGAAUGUUGGCUUGAAAAUCAGUAGAACGAAGACUGAAUACAUGUUCUGCGAUUUCGGCGGUCUCUCCGGUCCUGAAGCCAUAGCGCUUGAUGGCGUAGCCCUUCCAGUCUGCUCCGACUUCCGGUAUCUAUGUUCACUCAUUCAAAGCGAUGGCGAAAUAGAUCGAACGGUAAAGCACAGGAUUAACACAGGGUGGAUGAAAUGGCGGCAGGUUACGGGAACAAUUUGUGACCCCCGUAUUCCCCUUAGACUUAAGGGGAAGAUCUAUAAGACCAUGAUCAGACCUGCUAUUCUAUAUGGAUCAGAGUGUUGGGCUAUAAAAGGGAUGACUGAAAGACAAUUGCAUGUGGCGGAGAUGAGAAUGCUGAGAGCAAUGUGUGGUGUUACGCGAAUGGAUAGAGUAAGGAAUGAGUACAUAAGAGGAAGUUUGAAAGUGGCACGGGUAACCGAGAAGCUAUCUGGAAACCGGCUGUCUUGGUAUGGGCAUGCUAUGCGGAGGAAUGAGGACCAUGUUGUGAGAAAGGUUUUGAGUAUGGAUGUGGAUGGAUAUAGAGGUAGGGGACGACCCAAGAAACGAUGGAUGGAUUGUGUGAAAGACGAUAUGGUUAGAAAGAAUGUUACUUGUGAGAUGACGUCUGACAGAGUAAAUAAAAACAUUCAAUUUACUAUGGAAUUAGAGGCAAAUAAUUCUUUAGUUUUUCUUGACAUCCUUAUUAUCAGGAAUCCUGACAAUACAUUAAGUCACACAGUUUAUAGGAAAACCACACACACCAAUAAAUACCUCAAUGGUGACUCGCACCACCACCCUAGUCAGUUAGCUACCGUUGGCAAAUCUUUGUUUCAGAGAGCCCACCAUCUCUGCGAUGCUGAACACCUAGAGGACGAGCUACUUCAGGUCAAGCUUGCACUCCACCAGAACAAGCUGCCCGUGCCUCGCCAGCAUCGCAGAAGCCGUAUCAAGCCACCCACAGUUGAGCGACAACCUGCAUUUCUACCAUAUGUGAAGGGAGUUACAGACAGGAUUGGCAAUAUCUUGAAGCGAGCUUCGAUUAAAACCAUUUACAAGCCUCAUAAGAAAGUGAGCCAGUUCUUGAGACCUAUCAAGAGUAAUAUCCCUUUACAAACUGCGGGAGUAUAUAAACUCGAAUGUGAGUGUGGUUUAUCUUACAUAGGUCAAACAAAGAGAAGCAUCGGUACUAGGGUCAAGGAACAUAUAGGAGAUGUCAAAAAUAGGCGUUCUUCAAAGUCUGCAGUCUGUGAACAUGCUCUGGAUAAACCCAACCAUUUUAUUCGAUUUGAUAAACCACAGAUCCUCGCUAGAGAACACAGAUUCAUUCCUAGAAUGAUACGUGAGGCUAUUGAAAUUCAAAAACAUCCGAACUUCAAUAGAGAAGAUGGUUGGAGACUUUCUAACACUUGGGAUCCACUUAUUAAAAAUUUAAAAUCCCAAAUCCAACAGACUGCAAGACCUAAAGAUACAGUUAGUGCCUUCUGCGUGCAACCGGAACGCUACUCAAGAUACCAAUUAAGAAAUCGUUGGCGGUAG
Molecule: messenger RNA, 1854 nt
Organism: Vanessa atalanta (red admiral)
Lineage: Eukaryota; Metazoa; Arthropoda; Insecta; Lepidoptera; Nymphalidae
Exons: 2
Coding region: 61-1854 (597 amino acids)
Source: RefSeq, a predicted model, not a curated record